Drosophila ananassae is the source of this 986-nucleotide messenger RNA. RefSeq lists its product as uncharacterized. The record is from RefSeq and is a predicted model, not a curated record. The transcript has 3 exons. The coding region runs from base 190 to 837 and encodes 215 amino acids. NCBI's taxonomy places the organism in Eukaryota, Metazoa, Arthropoda, Insecta, Diptera, Drosophilidae.
CGAUUUUAUUGUAGUAUCUGUCUCAUGUCCGCCCGGGCCGUCGAUUCGGUAGCCAGUACUUCAUGUUAGUUGGGUUCGUCAGUCGGUACUGUCGAGCAGGAGCGUUCCUCCAUUCCUCAUAAAUCGAGCGUCGAAAUCGAAAAUCGCAAAAGCCCCGUAUAUUAAUCAGAACAAAUAGUCAUUAAAAAAAUGGCACCUGUCAUCAACGGCACGGCCAGUACUAUAUCGAGUACAAUUGCUCCGCUGUUGAAUACCACAGCUCAUUACAAUACCACGAGAGAGGUGCUCAAUACCACUGUGACUCCUAUUAUUAUACCUACGAUCUCAUCCGGGACGUGGAACAAUAACGGAUAUGGGUGGAGCGGGGUGUACUAUUACUGGUAUCCCAGUUAUAUCCUCUACAUUGUGCUGGUCUUUAUGUUUGUCAUCGCGUUUCCCCUGGCCGUGAUCAUGAGCUCGGCAAAGCGCAAACGUGAGGCAGCUGCCAGGAAUCUUGCCCAGCAAAGACUACGAGCCCGUCGUCAAAUGGAAAUCCAAGUAACAAACAACAACUGCAACGGCAGCUCCGGAAGUUCUGGCGGAGCCGAUCCUGCUUGCGGAAAUGGCCAAAACAUCACCGUGCUGCCCAAGUCAUUGGACCUACCACCCAGCUACGAUGAAGCAGCUUUCAGUGACCGAAAGCAGGACAGCACCUUGACCAUUGCCACCUGUCUGGAGGCCAGUAACCCGAAUCUGGCUGCCGGAGGCACCAACGAACCUCCUCCAGUCUACGAGGCAAAUGUUACCACCACGACUACCACCACUUUCAUGGUUAAUGGCCAGCCUCCAGUGCUGUAACUCAGUUGAAUCAAAUGUCUUACAUUUAUUGGUUGCCUAUAUAUAUAUAUGUACAGAUUUUGUGAAAUAAUCGUAUAAAGUUGCGUAUGAAUACUUAAAUGCUUCGACAAUGAUAAAUUUAAACGAAAAAUAAACAUAAACUAACAUUU